Acanthosepion pharaonis is the source of this 1038-nucleotide messenger RNA. NCBI's taxonomy places the organism in Eukaryota, Metazoa, Mollusca, Cephalopoda, Sepiida, Sepiidae. The record is from the annotation of a GenBank genome assembly.
AUGUCGUUCAUCACGAGUAGAAAACCAGGUCUCGUGCAAAGUGAAUCGGGUCAACGAAUAAACAUGGCGAAAAUUGAUGAAAGCAUUUUCACCAUGUGUCUAACCAUUUCAUUUUUUUUUCAUACUAAGAAACUGUGUCUGUCUGACUUCUACAUGACCGUCUGUUUAACUCUCUGUCUUCUUUCUUUCUGUCUGUCUGCCAGUCUUUGUCUGUCUCAUCUAUAUGUUUGUCUGUCUGCCUGCCUGUUCAACCUCACUAUCUGUCUGUCUGUUGCUGUCUAUGAUAUAUUGUUGGCAACAGCUUCUGUCUGUCUGCCUCAUCCUCUCUGUUUGACUGUCUGUCUGUCUAUCUCAGUUGCCUGCUUACCUGCCUAUCUCUCCUCACUAUCAAUCCCCGUCUGUCUGUCUGUCUGUCCUCGUCUGUCCGCCUGCAUGAGAUGCUAUUGGUAUAAGAUUCUGACUUUUCCUCCUAUCUAUCUAUCUAUCUAUCUAUCUAUCUAUCUAUCUGUCUGUCUGUCUGUUCUUAUUCAUCUAUCUAUCUAUCUAUCUAUCUAUCUAUCUAUCUAUCUAUCUAUCUCAUCCUGUUCAUAUCUAUCUAUCUAUCUAUCUAUCUAUCUAUCUAUCUAUCUGUCGUUCUGUCUGUCUGUCUGUCUGUCUGUCUCUCAGUCUGUUUCUAUCUCUCUAUUUAUCUAUCUAUCUAUCUAUCUAUCUAUCUCUAUAAAAUCUCAGCCUUCUGUCUUCCGACCUCAACUCCCGAAUGAUUACACCAAAUACUCCCGAGAAGAGGCGGGAAAAAAAGGAACUGAGGCGUUGUACUCGUUAAUCGCAGCAACUUUUGAAGCUACACUCAACAACUCUUUUUAUUUUCUGCAUACAAUACGAACAGUCUUCCUUUCUCUCUCUCUCUUUCUCUCUCUCUCUCUCUCUCUCUCUUUAAUGGUGCCCUCGUUUCUGAACCCCGUGACACAGUGCCAAUCAUUGCCAACUUCCCACCCAAUCUCACCCUGUCCUCGACCUCAUGCAGGAGUAAAUAAAUAA